Nilaparvata lugens (brown planthopper) is the source of this 2558-nucleotide messenger RNA. Its product is annotated as gastrulation defective protein 1 homolog. Gene Ontology annotation, biological process: regulation of DNA double-strand break processing. NCBI's taxonomy places the organism in Eukaryota, Metazoa, Arthropoda, Insecta, Hemiptera, Delphacidae. Gene Ontology annotation, cellular component: site of double-strand break; nucleus. Gene Ontology annotation, molecular function: protein binding. The transcript has a single exon. The record is from RefSeq and is a predicted model, not a curated record. Bases 529 to 2511 code for a protein of 660 amino acids.
AGCUCAACUACGUACUCGAAUCAAGUUCAAGUGUCAUUGUCCUGGUUUUGCAAACGAAAGAGUAUUGAUUUUCUUCUUUCAGCUACUCUUUCUAAAAUAUAAACAGCGAAUAAGUUUAAAACGAACAAUUUAACUGAAUUAGAUUAAAUUCAUUGGAAAUUAAACUUUGGUAGAGGUGACAAACGAAGACGAUAUCUAGAAACCAAUGAAAUCUUAGAUCUGACAUUUCUACGAAAAGAAUUUGAGGUUAGCAAUUUAGCAAAUGAAAACAAUCAACUAAUCAACAGUUAUGUUUAUGAUUAUUUGCUUUGAAGACAUAAAUAAAUAACUAAAAGUGAAACGAUAGUUUAAAAAUAGUAUCUUUCAACUAUCAGAAUUAUUUGACGCAGUGAAAAGUUGAGAAACAUAGUGUUGUUGUUCAAGUUAAUAGGUUUGUUAUUAUUCGUUUGUAAACAGGUAACAUAUCAUAGCAUUUACAUAUAAAUUCUAGUAACAAUAUUGAAAUAGUUUUUGUGAAUUACACAAAUCAUGGCGGACUCAGACAAUUCGGACAGCAGUGAUGAUUUCAUUGGACCACCCGUACCUAAACAGUACUCGGCUGACAUUUCAUCUAAAAAUCAAACAGGUUCAAGUAAAACCAAAGAAAAAGAUUCAUCAGAUGAGGACAGUGACAUAAUAGGACCACCAAUUCCACAACAGUACAAAUCGACCACAGACAAAUCAAGUAAGAUUGGAGGAAAAAAAUCAUCAGAUGAAGACGAUGAACUUAUAGGACCACCAAUUCCACAACAAUACAAAUCAAGUAAAACUGGAGGAAAUGAAUCAUCAGAAGAAGACGAUGAACUUAUUGGACCACCAAUUCCACAGCAGUUUAAAUCGACUAAAGAUGACUUCAUUGGCCCACCAGUACCUAAACGUAUCAGUGAAGAAAAAUCAAAGCCCAGUAUUGAUAAACUCAAAAUAAGUUCUUCAAAUCAAGAGUCAAGUGACGAGGAAGAGGAGGAUGAUAAUGAUGAUGAUGAAGAGGAUGAUAUAAAGUUGAAAAUUCCAUUACAAUGUGAAAUUUCAAUCGCUCAUGGUAAUAAAGCUAUCAACGCCCUAGCAGUGGACCCGGCUGGAGCUAGACUGGCUACAGGAUCUAUCGAUUAUGAAGUCAAGUUCUGGGAUUUUGCUGGUAUGGACAAUACACUCCAAAGCUUCCGUUCAAUGAAUCCUUGUGGCAAUCAUCCAAUCAAAGGUCUCCAAUACUCUACAACUGGCGACACAAUACUGCUAGUCUCAGGUAUGUCUCAAGCCAAAGUGUUGGACAGAGAUGGCCACGAAUUGAUGGAAUGUGUGAAAGGAGACCAAUACAUCGCCGACAUGUCGAGAACCAAAGGACACACUGCUCCACUCACAUCAGGCUGUUGGCAUCCUCGAGUCCGCGACGAGUUCCUAACCAGCUCUGAAGACAGCACCUGCCGUUUGUGGGAUGUGAAAAAGCCGUUCAGUCAGAAGAAUGUCAUCAAGUGUCGUGCUCAGAAUGGUUUGAAAACAACGCCAACCACCUGCACUUUCAGUAGAGAUGGGAACCUGGUAGUGUGCGCUUGCAUUGAUGGCUCAAUACAGAUGUGGGAUUACCGAAAGAUGUUUGUCAACACAUCUCAACUUCUCCGCAAUGCUCACCAACAAGGCUCUGAAAUUUCAAGUAUUUCAUUCUCCUAUCAAGGAAACCUGUUUGUGUCAAGGAGUUGUGAUGAAACACUCAAGUUAUGGGACUUACGCGCAUUUAAAAAACCUGUCAACGUUGUGAAAGGACUAUUUUCGCGCUACAGCACAACAGACUGCACGUUCAGUCCAGACGACUCACUCGUUAUGACUGGAAAGUCAUUAGAUCGUGGUGAGAAUGAAGGUAAACUAUUUUUCUUCGAUGGUAAAACGUUGGAUCCAGUUAAAGAUGUGAUAGUAGCGGAUUCACAUACAAUUCGCAUGCUCUGGCAUCCGAGGUUGCAGCAGAUUUUUGUUGGAUGUGGAGAUGGUACUGUGAAGAUUUACUACGAUGACAAGAAGAGUAUGAGAGGAGCGAAACUGUGCGCUAAGAAAACUCGAACUAAAACUAAACAGAUGGAGGUGGUGUCAGCCCAGCAGAUUAUCACACCUCACGCCCUGCCAAUGUUCCGACAAGACAAGCCCAAGUCUAACCGGAAGAAACUGGAGAAAGAACGUCUGGACCCGAUCAAAUCGCAACGUCCUGAUCUGCCCAUAAAAUCUGGACAGGGAGGAAGGGUGGCCGCUUCUGGAAGCACUCUCAGUUCCUAUGUUAUUCGGAAUCUGGGUCUCAGCAAGAAAAUAGAAGACGACCAGGAUCCUCGGGAAGCUAUCCUGCGCUACGCCAAGGCUGCAGCUGAAGACCCAUACUGGAUUACGCCAGCUUACAGUAAGACUCAACCGGAAACUAUUUUUCAAAAAAAUGAACAAGAUGACGAUGACGAAUCCAACGAUGAACCGGCUAAUAAGAAACAAAAGUUGUAAAUGUUAUCUAAUAAACUAUAUGCAUAAUUAAUAAUUAAAUUAAAAAA